Molecule: messenger RNA, 2978 nt
Organism: Pogona vitticeps (central bearded dragon)
Lineage: Eukaryota; Metazoa; Chordata; Lepidosauria; Squamata; Agamidae
Gene: SLC30A3
Product: solute carrier family 30 member 3
Biological process (GO): response to zinc ion; zinc ion transmembrane transport
Cellular component (GO): plasma membrane
Molecular function (GO): zinc ion transmembrane transporter activity
Source: RefSeq, a predicted model, not a curated record
ACAGCUGCAUCAUCCGACGGAGCGACUCUUCCCCUGCCAUGGAGCGCUCCGGGCGCGCCUUCGAGUGAGCUUCCGGCGGCCGAGCUCAGCGCCGCGGGCGACCCUUCCUUCCCGGCGCGAUGGAGCCCCCCGCGGGCACCGGCGGGGAUCCCUCGGAGAGGGCUCGUCUGGUGGAGAACCGGGGCAGCCGCAGCGCCAGUAGCCUCCGCCUGAAGAGUCUGUUUGCAGGCUCCCGGGACGCUAUUUCUGGCCCUCCUCUGGAGAAUGGGCGCGCGGACCGGCCCCUGGCAGGCCUGGGGGCCGAGCCCUCUUUGGCCAGGCACUGCCACCUGGGGCCCAGCUCCCCCGGCCAAAGCCAAGAGAAGCUGCAGGCCAGGGGAAAGCUCAGGAUGGCCUGCACCAUCUGCUUCCUCUUCAUGAUUGGGGAGGUCAUCGGGGGCUACCUGUCCCACAGCCUGGCCAUCAUGACAGACGCAGCCCACCUGCUGACAGACGUGGGCAGCAUGGGGGUCAGCCUCUUCUCCCUCUGGAUCUCCGCUCGGCCACCCACCAAAAUCAUGACGUUCGGCUGGCAUCGCUCAGAGACCCUGGGGGCCCUGGUCUCCGUCCUCUCCAUUUGGAUCGUCACAGGGGUCCUGGUCUACUUGGCUUCCGUCCGGAUCAUCAGCAACGAUUACGAGAUCGAAGCUUCUGCCAUGCUGGGCACCUCGAUCUGUGCCAUCGGAGUCAACGUCAUCAUGGCCUACCUCUUACACCAGUCAGGCUCCUCACACAGCCACGGGCUGGGCACCGGGGGCUACGAGCGGAUCGGCGACAGCCCCUGCGGGGGCCCCCCGCCCACCUGCAGCAACACCAGCAUCCGAGCGGCCUUCGUCCACGUUGUGGGGGAUCUCCUCCAAAGCAUCGGGGUCUUUGUGGCUGCCACGGUGAUCUACUUCAAGCCCCAGUAUAAGAUUGCCGAUCCGGUCAGCACCUUCCUCUUCUCCAUCUUUGUCCUGGGUUCCACUCUGACGAUCCUCCGGGACGUCUUCCGUGUCCUCAUGGAAGGAGCCCCUCGGGGCGUGACAUUCGGUGCCGUGAAGGAGGUGCUGCUCUCCAUCAAGGGCGUGAAGGAUCUCCACGACUUGCACCUGUGGGCGCUGACCCUCAGCCAUCACAUGGUGGCUGUGCACCUGGUGGUCGAGUCCGGCGCUGACACGGAGAGGGUGGUCCGGGAAGCCACGGGCCUGCUCCAGAGCAAGUUUGGCUUCAUCUCCUGCACCGUCCAGGUGGAGGGCUAUCAGGAGGCGAUGGGCACCUGCAGCCAGUGCUGUGACCCGCGAGACUGAGGACCGCCAAACCCGAGGCACCCGCCUUCUUCAACUGCCACUCCCCCGAGAUGCCUAGGAAGGCCUGGGGCCACCCCGGGUGGGCCUCGUUCGCCCACCACCACGGCCAGGGGCUCCCCACUGCCCACGCCCCACCUGAGCACGCUGGGGUGGGGAUGGGCACCUGCCUCUCCUGCCCACCUUGGGCCCCAUCCUUCCUCCAGGUCACAUUCCAGCCAGCUGCCGAGGUGGCCCCUGGCUUUCCUGACUGCUGCUUUCUAUGUCCAUUUGCCUGUGUCUUUCGUGUGCAAAAAGGGGGUCGAGGCCGGUGCCCCCUGAGCCGGGCAGCCGCUUCUGGCCAAGCUAUUCUGUGGGUUCAGGCCGGCCCAGGGGGCCAGGCCGGUCUGGUCGCUGUGGCUGCAUGUCCGUUUUUUGCAUGUGUGUGUCAUGCUAGUAGCAGGACGUGAGCCUGGGGAGGAACUGCCAAGCCCUUCUUGCCACAGCAGGGGAAAGGCAGGGAGGGGGGCCAGCUUGACUCCUGCCGGCCGUGGAAGUGGCCGCCGGGACUGGCUGCGGAAAGGAGGCCUCAAGGGCCGGCUUGGAUCCCCAGGGAUCUCAGCCACGGCUGGGAGCCAGAGCCGGCUUCCGAGCCUGCCUGGGCCCAGCCCGAUCCUGCAUCUCCUCUCGUGGACAAGCUUGCCUGGGGAUCAGGUUGGGAACCUGCAGCCUUGGCCAGGCUGGACUGCCAGCCCUACCCGCCCCUGCCAGGCUGGCCCGUGGAGAGGCCUUCGCGAAUAAAUGGGAGCCAUCGUUCGUAACAUCUGGAAGGCAACAAGCCUCCCGCCAGCACCGACCCCAACCAUGGGCUGUGGCAGGAGACUAACGCGACAGCAGCCCCACCACCCCGGGGGCCCUUAGGCCACCCCACAUCUUGUAUGGGGCAGCAAAAGGGUGCAAAGGCCAGCUUUGGGUAUCCGUGGCUGCUGUAUGUAAUGAAACAGGCACCUCCUUCAGGCCAGCAGCUGGAUGAGGAAGCAAGAGGGCAAGACUUGGGGGGGGGCAGGCACGCAGGAAGCCUCCCAGCACCUCCCUGGCCGGGCCGGCAUCAGCCACGGUCUGCCAUUCCUCCUCUGCGUUCAGUGCAAGGGGGUGCAAGGCAGGGGCUUCCUUCCUUCCCCCUCCCCAUCACCACCGCUGACCAAGGAUGCUGAGCACAGAGGCCUUCUGGGUCGCCACCAGUGGCUCUUUGACUGGCAGCUCAGAAAACGUGCCCCGGGUGGCCAGCUGCAGGUGGGGGGGCGCUUUGCCGUUCCUCUCCCCACAUGCUCUGCCCCACUGCCCCCUCCCUAGCUGCCUAAGCCCUUCGCUCCCCGUUUCAGCAAGGCCGCCCACUGCCAACCCUCCGAGGAGGGGCACAGCGGCUGCUCUGGGGGCUCAUCUAGCCCCCUCCCUAAAUGCCCAAAAAGAACAAGGAAGAGGAGUAGAGAAAGUGCUGUUGCCACCACACUGAGGGGUGCCAGGCCAAGCCACUCCUGCCCGCUCGUGUUGUCUCUGUCGGAUCUUGUAGACGUCAGUGUGUGUGUGUGUGCAUGUGUGCGUACACGUGGGUUUGUGUAUGUGUGUGUUUUUACCAUGUUGUGUGUACCAGUGGCUCCAAAUAAAAUGACCUGC